AAUGACGCAAAAGUAACGCAACCGGAAGUGCUGUGCUAAUCGUAAACACAGCUGAGAAAGCUGCUACUUUCUAAAAGAUGGUGUACGUGUCCAACGGUCAAGUCCUGGACAGCAGGAGCCAGUCACCAUGGCGACUGUCCUUCCUGGUCGAUCUCUUCUGGGGAGCAGUGGAGUUUAUCGGCCUGUAUUUUAAGACAUUGAUUCAACCUAACAUGACAAAGGACGGAAACUGUGCUCCGUCACGCAGUGAUGGCAGAGGUCCUCCAGGUCCCCCUGGUGGCAGGAGACGGAUGGGAAGAAUAGCCCACGGUGGAGGUCCUGACGCUCCACCAAUGGGUGGAGGAGGAUGAGGAAGGUAAACGCCUACACUGGAUGUGUAGGCGUGGGGCCUGGCACGGUGUCUGUUCACUGAGCCUAAAGAAAGAUGGUGUCUAAUGGUGACAUCACUGUGCUGAAGCCCCUCUUCAUCGGCUGCCGCUGCCAUGCGCAGUUUCUUGACGCCAUUCUGGGAAUUCCUACACAUAGGGGCCAGAAUGGCCGAUACAGCAGCUAACCGCAUCACUUCCUCCCAUCUUCCUGGUUUAGCCAUUACACUUUCCUGUCACAACAGUCUUCUGCAGAUGUGAGUCUCGGUUAUGAUCAUCCCUCCAGGGAGUCCUGGAGUUUGUCUGUUUUGUAUCCUUCUCUUUGAAUAAAAAUUGUGCUGUGAAAAGAUGUUCCUACUGAGUUUGUCUUAUGAUAGCAUACUUUUGACUAUACUUCAAUAAAUUGAUAAUGUCAGAAGAAGUAGAUUUAUAAGUGGGUGAUUUUGUAUCUGAAAUACAAUGUGGAUAAUGGCAGAGCGUGUGAGAGUGUGAAGGCAUUAGUCAUUCUGUUAACUCAGCUAUAACAGUUGCAUAAUGCAUGUAAGAGUUACUGGGUUUGUGAAGACAGAUUUGGGCUGUACUGGAGGCUAUCUUGUAUUUAAAUUCAAUAUGUUCAGAAUUUCAAGAAAGGUGGAUUCUGUUUGUUCAAUAAAAUGCAACUAUUGUUUA
Messenger RNA from Morone saxatilis (striped sea-bass), 1034 nucleotides. It is a transcript of the gene selenok, whose product is annotated as selenoprotein K. Gene Ontology annotation, cellular component: Golgi apparatus; endoplasmic reticulum membrane. Gene Ontology annotation, biological process: calcium ion transport; endoplasmic reticulum calcium ion homeostasis. The coding region runs from base 78 to 350 and encodes 90 amino acids. The transcript has 5 exons. The record is from RefSeq and is a predicted model, not a curated record. Lineage: Eukaryota; Metazoa; Chordata; Actinopteri; Moronidae.